Messenger RNA from Otolemur garnettii (small-eared galago), 2877 nucleotides. Its product is annotated as poly [ADP-ribose] polymerase 14-like. The record is from RefSeq and is a predicted model, not a curated record. Gene Ontology annotation, cellular component: cytoplasm; nucleus. The coding region runs from base 60 to 2771 and encodes 903 amino acids. The transcript has 12 exons. Gene Ontology annotation, biological process: negative regulation of gene expression. Gene Ontology annotation, molecular function: transcription corepressor activity. Lineage: Eukaryota; Metazoa; Chordata; Mammalia; Primates; Galagidae.
UCUGAAACUUUAAUUAUCUUAAUGGCCUCCCAUUGUGCCUUAUAACACAGUGAUCUCUGAUGAAUGCUUUUUGUCAAAAUUUGAAGCAGCUUUUUGCUUUUCUCUUCAAGACCAAUGUUAUUGUCAACUCUAUUUCCUCGGAUCUUGCACUUGAUAGAGGGCCCCUUUCUAAGGCCCUCUUGGACAAAGCUGGGCCAGAGCUCCAGAAGGAAUUGGACGCAGCUGGACAAGGGAAAGCCAUCAGAGUGGGCACAGUACUCCAAACCAGUGGCUGCAAUCUGCACUGCCACCACGUGCUCCAUGUUGUGGCUCCAGAGUGGAGAAGUAACAACACGUCUUCACAAAAGGUCAUGGAAGACAUAAUCAGAGAAUGUUUGGAGAUCACUGAGAGCUUGUCCUUAAAAUCCAUUACAUUUCCAGCUAUAGGAACAGAAAACUCAGGAUUUCCUAAAACCAUAUUUGCUGAACUAAUCAUUUCAGAGGUGUUCAGAUUUAGUAGCAGGAAUCAACCAACCACUUUACAAGAGGUUCACUUUCUACUGCACCCAAGUGAUCAUGGAAAUAUUCAGGCAUUUUCAGAUGAAUUUGCCAGCAGGACUAAUGAAAAUCUCAUCAGUGAUAAAAUUCCAAAGGCUGAAGAUACACAAGAUACACCAGGUUUUUAUGGGACUAUUUCUAGCCCUUGUUCAGGAGUGCAUGAAAUGAAGAUUGGCCCCAUCAUCUACCAGGUGGCUUCUGGGGAUAUCACCACAGAGGAGGCAGAUGUGAUUAUAAAUUCAACAUCAGGCAUAUUUAAUUUUGAAGCAGGGGUCUCCAGAGCAAUUUUAGAAUGUGCUGGACAAAAUGUGAAAAUGGAAUAUUAUCUCCAAGCUCUACAAGGCAAACAUGAUUACAUAAUUACUGGAGGUGGAUCACUGAAGUGCAAGAAUAUCAUUCAUGUUGUUGGUGGACAUGAUGUUGAGAAAUCGGUUUCCUGUGUUUUGCAGGAGUGUGAAAAACGGAAUUAUUCAUCCAUUUCUCUCCCUGCCAUUGGGACAGGAAAAGCCAAACAAGACCCAGAUAAGGUUGCUGAAGCCAUACUGGACGCCAUUGAAGACUUUAUCCAGAAAGGAGCAGCCCAGUCUGUGAAAAAAGUUAAAGUUGUUAUCUUUCAGCCUCAAAUGCUAAAUGUGUUUUAUGCCAGCAUGAAAAAAAGAGAAGGGUCUCAGCCUUCUUCCCAGCAGUCUAUGAUGUCUGAACAUCCAUUUCUUUUGGGCUUUUCAAGGCAAUCUCCCCAAGAGCAGACUCCUUUGGUUUUGGAAAAGAAAACAAAAUCAGCAAUUUUUGAGGUGUGUGGUGAAAAUAUAGAAUGUGUGGGAAACACUAUCUCCUGGAUACAGGACCUGAUUCAAAAGGAACAGUUGCCCUAUAUCAGUGAAGAUGAGUGCAUCAAAGACUUCAAUGCAAAGGAAUUUCAGAAACUGAACGAGCUGCAGAAGAAGUUAGAUAUUACCAUUUCCUUGGACCACAAGAAACCUUUGAUUAAGGUUGUAGGGAUUAACAGAGAUGUGAUACAGGCUCGAGAUGAGAUUGAGAAAAUGAUCAAGAGAGUUCGACUGGACAAAGAACCGGAGUCCCGGGCAGAUUGUACUAGUGAAUUUAUAGAAUGGCAAUAUAAUGACAGCAACAAUUUUCAUCCUUUUGACAAAAUGACCAACCUGCAAUUGGAGGAUGCAAAGAGAGCAAAGAGACAAACAAUUGUCGUCACAAUUAAGAAUAAGAGCUGCACAGUGAACUUGAACACAUACACUGCCACAGAUGCAAGUGGAGACACUUUUUCAAUUCAGCGCCUGACAAAAUCUGAAGUUGACAUCCCUGCACAGUGGAGUAACAUGAAGCAGAAUAUCCAGGUGGGGGACCUGCCAUUGUGUGAUCCAGAACACGCCACUAUGGCAAACAAGUUCGAUCAGACCUACUCGUACAUCACCACAGAGAAGUUUUUAGCUGGGGCUGGGUUUGAACCCACCACCUCCAGGAUCCGGAGUCGGUGCCCUACUCGUUUCAGCCACAGGUGCUGCCCAAAGCGGUAUAUCUUAAAAGGAGGAAGAAUGUCUCCAUUGACUGGAGAGAAAUUGAAGGAGGAUCACGAAACACCCAUGGACAUUGAUGGUAAUGAUUCAAAAGCAGAUUCCCUCUCAUUCAAAGGGUCUGUGAGUUCUGAGGCUUCAGAAGUACACAAGAAGGAAAAGGAUGCCUGUGUCAUCUGUAUGGACACCAUUAAGAAUAAACGAAUACUACCAAAGCAUGAAUUCUAUGCCGCUUGUAUCAACAAAUUCAUGUCAUAUAAGCCAAUUUGCCCUACAUGUCAGACUUCAUAUGGUAUCCAGAAAGGAAAUCAGCCAGAUGGAAGCAUGCACAUCACUAGGUCAAGACAGUCACUUCCAGGCUAUGAAUCCUGUGGCACCAUUGUGAUUACUUAUAUUAUGAAAGCAGGCAUACAAACAGAAGAGCACCCAAACCCAGGAAAGAUGUAUUAUGGGAUAAUGCGAACUGCAUAUUUGCCUGAUAAUGAGGAAGGAAAAGAGGUUCUGAGACUGCUUCGAAGAGCCUUUGACCAAAAACUGAUUUUCACAAUAGGGUACUCUCGCACACUGGGAGUCUCAGAUGUCAUCACAUGGAAUGAUAUUCACCACAAAACGUCCCAAUCUGGAGGACCAGAAAACUUUGGCUACCCUGAUCCUACUUACCUGAAACGUGUCAAAGAGGAGCUGAAAGCUAAAGGAAUUGAGUAAGAAAACUACUGGAGGAAUGUCUUCACCCAAGCUGUCAAAAAGUAGAUUUUAGGAGGUUGACUUAAUGCCAAUGUAAAUCCUGUUAUAAAUUUUCAUCUUUAUGUAA